AUGAAUAGUGACCCGAUCUUACCGAAAAUGCUCGAUGCAUUAAUUGUCGGUGCUGGUUUCUCAGGGCUUUACAUGCUGUAUUGUUUACGUGGACACGGUUUCACAGUAAAGAUUCUUGAGACUGGUGAUGGUAUAGGUGGUACGUGGUAUUGGAAUUGUUAUCCAGGAGCACGUUGUGACGUUGAAAGCAUACAGUACUCAUAUUCAUUCUCGGAAGAAUUAGAAGAAGAAUGGAAAUGGUCGGAAUCAUUUGCUUCGCAGCCGGAAAUCUUGCGUUAUCUCAAUUAUGUUGCUGAUAAA
Molecule: messenger RNA, 300 nt
Organism: Rotaria sp. Silwood2
Lineage: Eukaryota; Metazoa; Rotifera; Eurotatoria; Philodinida; Philodinidae
Source: the annotation of a GenBank genome assembly